CAACGGCCACGCCCCUAAAAAGAACAAAGGGGCGGAGCUCGAUAGUACUCGGGGAACAACGAUUCAGGAAACGGAGUACAUUUGUGGAGAUUUUUAGCACGGUCAUAAGCAUCGGGGAUGAACAUUCUUCCCAAAAAGUCGUGGCACGUCCGCAACAAAGACAAUGUGGCUCGCGUACGACGGGACGAAGCGGAGGCUGAAGUUCAGAGGCAAAAGAGGGAGGCCCGCGUCCUGCUGGCUGAACAGGAGGCCCGGACUGAAUUCUUACGGAAGAAAGCACGUCUGUCAGAUGCAGGAGGUGAUAAGAGUGGUUUAGACCUUGUUUCUUUGGAUUCAAAAAAGCCCUCAGGACACCUUAACCUCUUUCAGGGGUUGCAAGAGGGCGGCAACAAAGAAUAUGAGGAGGAGAAGAAGCAGGAAAAGGAGCGAAAGGAAAAAGCUCUAGGAAUCCUAACUUACUUGGGCCAAAGUGCAGCGGAGUCUCAGACAUCCAUUCCCUGGUACCAGGAGCUGCCAGAUCGUAGCAAAGCCAUUGCCAAGGAUGAGAAACUUAAGGGAAGGCUGGACCCUCUGGCUGAGAUGGGGAAACAUUUAUACAAGAAGAAAUGCUCUCAUAAAAAAGAAGAAAAGAAAGAAAAAGGAAAACCGGAGCACAAUGAAAGCAAAGGAAAACUCGCACUCAGGCCUCCAUCUUCUUCCCCAUCAUGCUCUCUGGAACAGCUCCGCCAGGAAAGGUUGCAGCGGGAACGGGCAGAACGAGCUCGAACCGAAUCUCUUCUUGCCCAGAGAUCUGGAAUGGGCCCACGCCAGGAGGAAGAAAUGGAAAUGGAUGAAAGGAAACGUGGCUACAACUCACAGUUCAACCCUCAGUUGGCAAGACAGAGGGCAGUAAAAGACAGUCGAACUGAGUGGGUAUAAAGCAGGAAAUCUGCUUGGUCAUACCCAAUUUCUUCAGCUGAAAAUGUUCAGUGCAAAAUGCUUCAGACUUCCUGGCCGUAAACCUGCAAAACCAGGCCAUAUGGCUUCAAGGAUGACUUUUGCUCAAUUAUAAUUAUCACUCACUGAAACACAAUAUUGAGCAGGAAAGUCAGCCAAGCAAUUAAUGUCUAUUCUUGAUGUUUGUUCUGAAUUGCCAUAAAACAUAAAAAAAGCUGGAUUGAUAACGGAUGAUUUCCCAAUUCAGUAACUUAUCUGCUUUAUUCUUUAUAGCCUUCCUGAAUAAAAAUUUAAAAAUAUAUUACGGGGCACCAUAUUGAUGAUUCUGAAUUUAAUUGUAAAUGCAGCAACAGCAAACCUGGAGAACUGAGGCAGGGCCAUAUCUAUCUAUCUCAAAAUAUUAGUUUACUGCCCUAAGAGAUGGACCAAGGUACUAGUCAAAAGCACCAAGUCUGGCAUACACUGAGACGACUUCAAGAAUGAAUGGUGGAAGAUCCCAGAAGUGGUGAGGGGGUCAUUCUUCCACUUUUUUGUAUGUGGUCCCGUUGAGAAAAUUAGUAUUGCCAGUUUUCCUGCUUUUGUAAUUCAGUGCUCAUCUUCGUAUGUGACCAUCUGCCAUUAUAGAGGAAUGAGCAUGAGAAAGGUUUUGGCCCACUGUGAAGAUUUAACCUUGUAAUAAGAGCAUUUCAGAGGCAGUCGUAAUGUUCUAUUUUUUUUAGAUGUGAAAGACUGGAGCACUUCACGGUAAUGCAGGCUAAGUGAUGUAGAAAAGGUUAUGAUGU
Molecule: messenger RNA, 1718 nt
Organism: Pseudonaja textilis
Lineage: Eukaryota; Metazoa; Chordata; Lepidosauria; Squamata; Elapidae
Gene: LENG1
Product: leukocyte receptor cluster member 1
Source: RefSeq, a predicted model, not a curated record